This is a messenger RNA of Dentiscutata erythropus, 335 nucleotides long. Lineage: Eukaryota; Fungi; Glomeromycota; Glomeromycetes; Diversisporales; Gigasporaceae. The record is from the annotation of a GenBank genome assembly.
AUGGGGCAGAAUCUUGCUGUAGCUCGCGAUAACUCUAGGUUCUUAUUAUCAUCAAAAAAACGUUCUGCAUUGUUAGUUUUUAUUAUUGUUGUCGGAUACUUUAUCAAGCAAUAUGUUGCGGAAGAAAAGAGAAAAAAAGCCGCUCAAGAGGCAUCUAAUUCCUCAUCUGGACAAGACAAGAGCAGACGGACAAAGAAAAUAGGUGUAGACGCGCGCUUUUUCGCACAGAUUAAGAAGUUAAUGCCAAUUUGUAUACCAGGUCUUGCCUCCAAGGAAUCAGCACUAUUAGUUAGUUUAGCAUUGGUUCUAAUUGCUCGUACUUGGCUUGAUAUAUG